Aspergillus heteromorphus CBS 117.55 is the source of this 2685-nucleotide messenger RNA. RefSeq lists its product as uncharacterized. NCBI's taxonomy places the organism in Eukaryota, Fungi, Ascomycota, Eurotiomycetes, Eurotiales, Aspergillaceae. The record is from RefSeq and is a predicted model, not a curated record. The transcript has a single exon. Bases 239 to 2467 code for a protein of 742 amino acids.
ACCUGCCAUAAUGGGCGAUUGCCACCUGCAGAUCAAGCACCUAGAUAGCCUCAUCUCUCACUUCUCAUCUUCUAGCUAGCACGAAUAUUAUCAGUUUACUAGUGAUCUUUCAAUUAUCAAUAUUGUUGACAAGUACUGCCUACCUGCAGUACACCCAUAGCAUACGAAGCAUCGGAUACACAACAGUGCCUACCAAUCGAGACCUUUGUCUCAAGCCAUUUCCCCCUCUGAUAGAUCGAUGGCCGACAACAACUCGCCAGAUUACAAGGCGCUCUUUCUGCAGGCCGAACAGAGGCGCAAGCAGGAAGAAGAGAGGCGCAAGCAGGCCGAAGAGCGACAGAAGCAGGCCGAAGAUGAAGGCAGACAGGAAAUAGAGAGACGAGAGCAACUUCAAGAGCUUAGUCGACCGACCACUUUCGAGGAAUUCUUGCGUCAUUCCCAUAACCUGCUCUCCCGACCGCUGAGAGUGGAGACACCCUCUCGCUCGACCACCGGGAAGAUACCCCUUCCCACGGGGAAAUAUUGCCCAAAACGGUUGGAAUAUUGGGCCGACUGCUCGGCACUACAGUCGGAGCUUUACAGGUCCGCCUACAGCUACCUUCAGUUGACACCCGGGGGGGCGCCUCAUUUGUUCUUAUCUUUGCAUGAACUAGAAGGAUUAGGCCGACGACUUUGUCGGAAGCCUAUGAGCAGCGAGAAAGAACUUGAGGCCUAUGAGCGAUUCGCCGUGGAAGAGCAUGUCCACGACAUCAUUACCGAGUUGUGCAGAUUACCCGCUGCUCGCGACGAGUUCGGCCUCGGCGAUGGAAUCCAGUUCAGCAGUCAUACGAAUUCCUUAGACGAGAACGAGGCUCUUGAAGCGGAUGCAAGCCAAGCAUCAAGUGUCCCCUACCCAAGACCUGAUCAGUUCUGUAUUCAUCGUGUCGACGGCAACACUACCACUCUCCUCACCUCUGUCGAGUAUAAGCCGCCUCACAAACUUUCUGUCGCCACCCUUCGUAUGGGGCUCCGACCAAUGGAGUUAUGGAAGGAUAUGGUCAGAUCAAACAAAAUACCCACAGACCAGGCAGCGAAGCUGAGGUAUAAUGCAGAGCGACUUGUCUGCUCCGCCCUUGCCCAGGAGUAUCAUGUUAUGAUCCAAGAAGGGCUCGAGUACUCCUACGUGACCAACGGGCUUGCUCGGGUCCUUCUCCGUGUUCCACAUGAUGAUCCCAGCACGCUUUAUUACUUCUUAUGUGAUUCUAACGGCGAGUUGAACACAGAAGUUGAAGAUAGUUUCCAGCUACCGAAGACUUCUGUUGCAAGAACGCUAUGUCUGUGUUUGAUGGCCUUUCGCUCAACUGUGCGUGGCCAGGAAUGGCGAAAUGCCAUACGACCGGAGCUUCCUCUUUGGACGACUAGUUUUCACCACACUCGUUCUCAGAUUCCCCAAGCAGAAAUGCCACAGACCCUUCCGAACUCCGAUAGUACAACACUGCAGUACACAAGUCCGGAGUCUGGUUCAUCUUAUGAACCGCCGUCAUCUCCGCCAGAUUCUCCAACAGCAACAGGUCGCAGGGUGCCCACAAGGUCUCAGGCCAGCUGUGCGCCGUCAGGUGUACGGCAUCGCUCACAGUCGUCACAAUCACCCGACCCCGAUUCGAAUCCAGCAACACGCCGUAAGCGAACCUUCAGUCAAGUUUCGUCUUCUCCAUCUGCCCAACGCGUGGCUCGACAAAGAGACACAAAUGAUGCUGAAGGCCGAGAUAGCCAGUCCCGCCACCGCGAUGCACAAUUUUGCACCCAGCGAUGUUUACUCGGGCUGCAGUCUGGCGGUCUUCUAGACGACCGUUGUCCAAACGUGAUGCUCCAUCGUCGAAGCAAAGACGAUCUGCAGCAUCCGAUUACCUCGGAAGAUUUGGUGCGUUUACUCAAGGCACAAUUGGACGAAAAUAUCGACAGAUGCACACCCCUUGGAGGUUGCGGGGCGUACGGUGCGCCGUUCAAACUUACUUGUUGCAUACAUGGCUACACUGUCGUCGGGAAAGGAACCACAUCGGGACUGUGGAAAGAAGUCGCUCGCGAAGCGGAGGUAUACCGAAUUCUGCAGAAGGCGCAAGGGUCUGCUGUGCCUGUUUUCCUAGGUACGAUCGACUUGGCGAAAAUUUAUUUUCUUCACGGAGCUGGAGAGAUUCGCCAUAUGCUCGUGAUGGGCUGGGGGGGAGACAGUACGGCAUCGAUGGAGCUAACACCGGAGCUUCUCCGGGAUAUUCACAAGUCAAACAAGGAAAUAAGAGCUUUGGGGAUCAUCCACGAGGACCUUCGGCGUGAUAAUGUCCUGUGGAAUAAAGAGCUUGGGCGGGCGCUAAUAAUUGACUUUCACCGCUCCACAUUGAAACGUCGGCCAACCUCAAAGCGAUCACGAGCCGUAAAACGACGACUAUGCCAACCAGAAAUAGGAGAUCCAACACAUGGAGAUGUGACGUGAAGCAGUGUUGGAAUAUUUAUUGCAUUUGCAGUAAUCGUAAUCAUUGGAACCGCGACAGGCCGUCUGAUUUGGACUAGCGGGGCACGGGGGCGAAGGAACUAUCCCGUUGUAGGUGACUGUAUCUAUUUAGAUAGGCCCAGCUGCAGCACAUCACCUAGAGAAGGCAUUUUUCGCUCGUCAGGUUUAGCGUCCUGACCUCUGAUUGAUAUGCCGUUGAC